This is a messenger RNA of Hylaeus anthracinus, 3040 nucleotides long. RefSeq lists its product as uncharacterized. The coding region runs from base 379 to 2835 and encodes 818 amino acids. Lineage: Eukaryota; Metazoa; Arthropoda; Insecta; Hymenoptera; Colletidae. The transcript is spliced from 4 exons. The record is from RefSeq and is a predicted model, not a curated record.
UUGCCUAUAGUAUAUGCAUAUUUCUAUUCCUGAGUUAUAGUUUUUAAUAAAGUGUGUUUUGCGAAUCGCGUGUAUCGCGUGUAUCGCGUGAUUCGGACUAAAGGAGGAGUCCAAGCGUUAUAUAAAUUCUUAGAAGCGUUGAGACGGCGUCCAUCUUUCUACGUCGAACUUGCAAUUAGUUCAAAGAGUAGGAAAGUACAACUUUAACGCUAUGUAAACGAUAGGCUCCUCUGGGAGUGGUUGGCCGGUUGCUUUAAUAUCAAAGUGCGCAUUACAUCGGUACUUUGUCCAGAAGUACGAUCUUCCAGCAACGAUUCUACGAUCCGAUUAACGAGCGUGUGCUGCUAACAAGUCUUGUGUCGCUUUGAUUGUGCGAAAAUGGGGGAAACGUACAACACUCUGAAUGGAGAGUAUUCAUCUUCGUGGGAUGAACCGGAGGUACAGGAAUGGAAGAAGAGGGCACGCGAGAUUCACGGAUAUUUCUACAGAGCCUUCGAAGGUAAUCAGUGGGAUAUCUACGAGUCAAGUCAGUACAAUCUUUUACGUGUAAAAAUUUGUUACGCAUUGUUCGGGCAACCGAACGACGAGAACAAUAAUGCCGAGAAAAUCGAAGACACUUAUAGUAAAGAACAACGUGACAGAGCCGAUCAGAUCAAAAACACGAUCGUGGAGGUUUACAAUACGUACACGUGUUCGGGGAAACUGAACGUCGGUAUAAUUUUCGUGCAUUGCAAGACUGCCGAUAAUGAAUUUUACGUUCCUAUAUUUCGUGUAAAAAUAAUAGAAGAGGACUGUUACUACGUCGAUACGUAUCAGCGCGUGUACAAAUCGUGGAGUGAUUGGCAAAAUAAUAACCAACUUCCGAUGAUGAAGUAUUGUUUCCCACAGAAUGGCUUUUACACGUGUUCCGGAUCUAAUGAUUACAAAUACGAUCCCGAAUGCGAGCCAGACGUGAGUUUCGGAACAUCACCGGCUUGCAAUCUGUUGUCGCACGUAGGAAGACUGAUGGACACUGGUAUCGGGAUCACCGGACUUGUCGCCGCAAGCGUUGGGGUGGUCUCUUUAUUUACACCCUUAGCACCAGCUAUGAUUAUGUACGCGGGAGUAGCUGGUACCACGAGCGCGUUAUACGGUGCCGGUAGGAGCGCCUAUGUUUUGAUAGACAAAGGUACUCACAACCAGAGUCUGGCCGAUUUGGAAUCCGUAAUGUGCGGAUUGAGCAUUCUAAUGUUACCUUUACACGCGGGAAAAACCGCAGUAAACACCACUUUAACAGUUGGUGCGCGGGCAGGGCGCACUUUCACGUCAUUGCAAAUGCUCGGCGCAACUUUCUUAAACGUUACGUCGGUCGCUUUGGAUUCCUCCAUGUUAAUAAUCGGAUUUGUAAAUCUGUACAAGAAAUACGAAAACAAUACACUAGGGAAAAUGGAUAUCUUGCAUUUCUCCAUCUCUGUGUUCUUCUUCACGAACACACUGAUUGAACCGAAGACAGCCAGCGCGAUCAUUAACGAAGCUCAAAGCGAUUACUUCAAACAGUACAGGACGCAGAUGACCGACGCCGAAGCCCAGAAAACCUUCGAUAAAUUCAUCCGCAAGAAUCAUAAGAACAUCUCGAAGGGCGCGAAAAUAGCCAAGACGAUAAACAACAUUAACAACCCUAACCAAUUUUUCAAAAAUGUCGGGACCAAGUCCUCUAUCAAAGUAAGGGGAAAGAGUGGGAGAGACGUUACUAUUAACGACCAACUAAAGAUAAACCCUAAUAGGUUUAGCCAAUUAAAUCCACAGACGGCAAAGAAAUUGGUGAACGCCGCAAAAAAAAAAACACACACACAACCAGACGAAUAUAGAAAGCAUUGCAAUCAAUUUAUGAGCGAGGAGCGUAUAGCUUUGAAAACCAGGCGUAGAGAAACCUUGCAGAAGAUGACCGAAUUAUUUGAACUCGAGUGGAAAGAUUUGAAAAACGUUAAAAUAAACAAUGUGAAGAUGUUUUCAAGGUUAACUGGCUCCGAUUUGGACCGGAUAAAGACAGUGCUCGCCGAUACCGCGAGGAAUUACGACAAAAAUAUUGUGAACGCCGCGAUCGCUGUCGUGGAAAACAGUAACUGCAAAACUAUUCACGAAUUCGGUGCUCACAUCAAAUUAAUCGCAUUGGAAAGUAAAAAUAGAACCAGAUCAGAGUUUCGAUCAUUCUUGGCGGACUUGCAAUGGAAUCCUGAGACAAGACGACAAUUCAUGGCUGGUGUUACGAAAGACUGUGAAACAGCCAAGAAUAUCAUGAGCAAUGCCAAUAUCAAAUUCAACGACGAGUUGUUGGCUACUUACCACUAUAGGAAACAUGGAGCCAAGUUCGGCAAGAAUGUUACGAUGAACGUGUACCUCGAUGAUAUACCAAAGGAUCUAUUUCAAGACAAGAAUCUCUUUAGAGAUGUAUACGAUCAGAAUGGAAAGAACAGAAUUCGAACUUACGCGGACAAGGAUGGUUAUAAGUUUGGAGUGUUGAGAACGUCGGCGGAUGGUACGUCGUGUGUCGCGACGGUAUUUUCGAACGAAAAGUUCUUCCAAAAUUGGAAGACAAAAUGGGAGGAUGCUCAACAAUAUUUACAAUUUUGUACGGCUCAAUAUAACGAUUCUAAACAGUCGUUAACUUCGUCUUUUAAUAUUUUCAUGAAGAACGUAUUAUACGAAACUGGUUUUCUUAUUAACACGGUAAACGUACAUAACCGUUCAGGUACCCAAAAUUUGAACAUGUUUGAAGGCAACAGCGCAGAUAACGAAAGGCUGAGGGCGCUAGCCGAUUUACUUGCUACUAUGACGAGAGGAGAAGAAGCCGAUUAAAUCUUUCGUUUUUUUAAUUUGAAAGUAUCGGUCGUAAUUGACGUACCUGGAUCAACCUCAAAAGAACACUUUCAGUAUUACAGGAACGUAUUUUAUGAUUUUAUAUUAUUGCCGCAAAUAUGUGAUGAAAGUUCAAUGUAAGUUAGUAUACUAAUUCGAUAAAAAUACUUAAAAGGUAGGCAUGUAAUAUUUAGUCAAUUAUAGA